CCUCCAGGUACGGGUAAAUCCUAUCUGGCCAAGGCAGUUGCCACGGAGGCCAACAACUCCACCUUCUUUUCCAUCUCCAGUUCAGAUCUGGUGAGCAAGUGGCUAGGCGAAUCCGAGAAGUUGGUGAAGAAUCUUUUCGAAUUGGCCCGCCAACAUCGUCCCAGCAUUGUCUUCAUUGACGAAGUAGACUCCCUCUGCGGAUCGCGCAGUGAAAAUGAAUCGGAAUCUGCCCGCCGAAUAAAGACCGAAUUCCUUGUUCAAAUGCAGGCUGACUUCCGGGAGCUGGGCAACCGCACAGAGGGUUACUCGGGUGCGGAUAUCUGCAUCGUCGUUCGUGAUGCCUUAAUGGCACCCAUACGGAAGGUGCAGUGUGCCACUCACUUCAAAAAGGUUGGUCUCUAUGUGCCUAUGUUAUCACUCUCCUUUUGCACCUCGGACCAGCUAAUGCAGAUGAUUAACUACCUCCUUCAGACCGGCUUUUGCAUCGGCUUUAACUAUCCAAUCCUGUUUUGGUGUGUUUAA
This is a messenger RNA of Dibothriocephalus latus, 522 nucleotides long. NCBI's taxonomy places the organism in Eukaryota, Metazoa, Platyhelminthes, Cestoda, Diphyllobothriidea, Diphyllobothriidae. The record is from the annotation of a GenBank genome assembly.